This is a messenger RNA of Aureobasidium subglaciale EXF-2481, 690 nucleotides long. RefSeq lists its product as uncharacterized. The transcript has 2 exons. Lineage: Eukaryota; Fungi; Ascomycota; Dothideomycetes; Dothideales; Saccotheciaceae. The record is from RefSeq and is a predicted model, not a curated record. The coding region runs from base 130 to 588 and encodes 152 amino acids.
ACCCGAUCCCGUUCUUACGGGCCAGUGCAUUGCCACAGCCAUGGUAAAGAUCACGGUCUCUCUUCUCCAUCGCUCUUGCAAUUCGACAGCACCCGCUGACCGUCACUAGAACAGUGAUAAUCCGACAAGAUGGCCGCCACAAGACUGUUACCCAUUCUCUCACUCGACGCCGCGAAGGUAGCAUCUGAAGCUUCGCAGCAGAAAGCAGAAGAAAUUGGCGUCGAUGUCAACAUUGCAAUCGUCGACUCGACACUCCAGCUGCUUCACUUUGCCCGCAUGACAAACGCAAAGCUCACUUCCGUCGACAUAGCCAUCAACAAGGCUUUUACAGCAGCUGGCCAUCGCGUACCGACCUCUAAUUACAACACCCCCACGUUCUUCCCCGGUGGCAUGGGUUUCGGCAUACAAUACACCAAUGGCGGCAGAUUCUGCACAUUGACUGGCGGCGUGCCCAUCGUGAUUGAUGGCGUUGUGGUCGGUGCCAUGGGUGUGAGUAGUGGCACUGCAGAGCAAGAUGUCGAGAUUGCAGAGACAGGUAUCAAGGCUAUGAACACUUUGAUCAAAAGAACGCAAGGUCCUAGGCUCUGAGAGGGCAAUUGCACGGGCGAGCAACCGUUAUUGUCGAGUCGCUCAAACCUUGAUAGAUGCCGCCAAAGCCCGAGUUGAAUAAGCUUUCCCUAUUGCCGAGAA